Molecule: messenger RNA, 2382 nt
Organism: Penicillium oxalicum
Lineage: Eukaryota; Fungi; Ascomycota; Eurotiomycetes; Eurotiales; Aspergillaceae
Product: LIM domain protein
Exons: 3
Coding region: 1-2382 (793 amino acids)
Cellular component (GO): Z disc; nucleus
Molecular function (GO): transcription coregulator activity
Source: RefSeq, a predicted model, not a curated record
AUGAGCCCAUCGUCCAAGGCCAUCGGCCAGCGCAAGGUCUCACCACCCAGACCGACCUACAUGAAUAGCGACCAGAUGGCCAGUUACUUGAAAGACUUGCGAACCAACCGUCCAGCCCGACCGACUGGCUCACGACCCUAUCCAGGUAAACCGGCGGCAUCGUCUACCGACACCGAGGCGGGUCUGCCUCCUCGCGCCUCCUCCGCAUUUUCCAUGUAUCGAACCUCGGAAAGUCCUCCCAAAGAGCAGCCUCGCAGCGGCAGUGCCCUAUCCCACCGACGCACACAUUCCAAUGCCGCCGAUGGUGGGCCGACAGGCCGACCUCUGGUUCAGGAACCACGCUCGGUGUCGGUACGAAAGAAUGCCUUUCCCUCCCAAGUCUUCUCGCGCCCGGUGCCUCUGUCACCCAGUCCAUCGGUGCAUUCUUACCGGGAGAACAAGCAACGGCACCAAGAAAAGGAGGAGGCCCGAAAGUUAAGAGACGCACUACAGGAACUCGAUUUGGAAGAUGAUAUUCGACUACAUCAGGCAGCUCAGGAUGAGGCGACUGAAUUGGUCUGGAUGCACCAACAUCCGGGCGUAGAAUUCAAAAACCCAUAUGCUCCAUACCGUAACCCAGACAUCGCGGAUAAGAACUCUGUGAAAGAGAUGAUCCCACGACCUUUAUCGUUGAAACAUCGUGAUUCCGUCGUUUCAAGCGGUUCGUCGAGCAGUCCACCGAGCGGACCCUCCAGUCCUGAUUUCACCAGAAGCAAGUCAGCCUCGUCCGGAAGGAGGCGCUCAUCGCUGGCAGGAGCCAUCAAAAAGAACCUCAAGGUAAACUUCGCAUUGCCAGAGGAGGAAGAGAAGGAGAGGGAGGAGGAGAAGAAGAAGAAGGGAAAAGAGACGGAUGAGCAAGAGAAGCACAAGCCAGUGGAAGAGCCAACGCCGAAGGCUCGAACAGUCAGUGGUGACUCGUCCAAGGGGGUGUUUUUAAAUCCCGAAGAUCACAUUUACGAAGAGUCGCCUCAAACAUCCGACACGAAAUCCGACUUGUCCAAAUCCGACUCUUCUGCUCUUCGCAGCAAGUCACGCAAUGCCCUGCCACGUUUUGGGAAGCCGUUGCCCUGGUUGCAGAAUCGUGGUUCCAAUGGUUCGGUGCGCGAUAGAAUCUCCAAGUUUGAUAUCCACAAAAACCCACCCACCCAGACGCAUAAUCCCAGUUACACUCAAAAUGAGCCUUCGCCCUCACCGCCGAGAAGGAGCAGCGGUGAUGAAGUUCCCAUGAAGGACGGUAAAGAGAUCCGCAGCGACGACAUUCGCGCGGCGACCAGCAAAAGGCUCAAGGAUCGCAGUGAAAAGCUGCCCAUGCCCUCCGCGGUCAGUGACCGCGUCGGCCGGCCGAUUGUGAGCUUUGAUCCCAAAUGGCAGUCGAAUGACCAGCCUCGCCCCAACUCGCAGCCCGUCGCGGUGGUCCCUCCUGUGCCUAGCAUAACGAUAGCUCCUAGUAUUGAAGUCACCGAGGCAGAGACAUCUCCAUCGGUUCCCGUCAUCAAUAUCCCUGAUAUUAAAGAACCCACCAUCUCAGAGAUGCCCAAGCCCGCUCAUCAGCAAAGCACCACAGUGCAGUCCAAGCGCGCGGCGUUUGAACAGAAUCAGGAUCGCCAGCAACCACCGAGACGGCCGGCGAUGGAGAUGAGCAGUCGCACAUACACGCCCUACUCCCGAGCCGGUGUUCCAACCGCACGCUGUGAAGCGUGCUCACUCCCAAUUUCGGGCAAGAUAGUCACGGCAGGAGGGUCACGGUUCCACCCGGAAUGCUUUACCUGCCAUCAUUGCCAAACUGGCCUGGAAUGCGUGGCCUUUUACGAGGAGCCUCAAGCAUCUCGGGACGAGCGGCUGGCCAAUGCUUCGGAUGAAGAAUCACGAGUUCCUCGAUUCUACUGUCAUUUGGAUUUCCACGAGUUCUUCAGUCCUCGCUGUAAGAGUUGCAAGACUCCCAUCGAGGGCGAAAUCGUCGUGGCCUGUGGCGCAGAAUGGCAUGUCGGCCACUUUUUCUGCGCCGAAUGUGGUGAUCCUUUCAACUCCACAACGCCCUUUGUGGAAAAGGACGGGUUCGCAUGGUGUCUUCGCUGUCACGGCCGUCGCACGGCACCACGAUGCUUAGGGUGCAAGCAGCAUGUCCUCGACGACCUCGUCAUCUCUGCGAUUGGUGGACAAUGGCAUGAGCGCUGCUUCGUCUGUCAUGAAUGUGGUGAUGGAUUCGGACCGGACGGUCGAUUCUUCGUCCGUGAAGGCGAGCCCAAGAGGACUGCCAAGGGCCGUAUCAUUGGCGGGCCAGUGCAAUUAGCUGUCUGUGAGCGAUGUGAAGGUAUCCGCUUGCGGGCACCUGGCAUGUGUUGA